AUGAACGCGGCGGCGGAGCUCGGGGCGCUGCACCCCGCCCCCGCGCCGCGCGACCUGCGUCAGAGGCGCAUGGCGUACCUGGUCGCGGGGUCGGCGGCGCUUGAGGUGCACAAGGACGGCGACCCGAAGCAGCGCCGCCAGAGCCUCGGCCUCGCGGGCCGCAUGGUCGCCGCCAGCCGCCGCGCCGCGGAGGCCGAGGCCGCGGCCGCCGCCGCGGCCGGCGGCGGCACCGGCGGCGGCACCCUGGCAGACGCGUUCACGGCCCUGCAGGAGUUUGGCAUCGCGGCGCGGCGGGGGGACGCCGAGGGGCUGCGGGCCGCGCUGGCGGCAGCCGCAGGGCUGGCGUGCGUGGGGGCGGAGCACCUGCUGAGGAUGGCUGCGGUGGUGGAGGACCCCGAGUUCAGCCACCCCGACGUACUGAUGGCGGCGCUGACAGCCGCCCUGGCCAAGCUGAUGGCGCGCGGCGACCCGGACUGGCCGCGCGUGGCGCUGGUGGUGCGGCAGAUGGCGGGCGCGGCCACCAGCCACGCAGAGCGCGUGAAGGUUUUUGAAGAGGGCGCCCAGAUCCUGGGCUCAGCCCCGCCCAACGAAGGCGUCGGCGACGAGGGCGGUGCCACCAAAGGCUACCCGGAGAGGGAGGCGCGCUGGCUGGCCGGCAGCUGUUGGAACGCCGGCCUCGCCAGGCUGCGCCGCGGCGACAGGCGCGGCGCGGCGCCGCUGCUGCGGCUGGGGCUGGACAUGCUGCGCCACCUGCCGCGGUGGGGGGCGCCCGACAGGGCGGCCAUGGAGGAGCUGGCGGCAGAGGUGGGGGCAGCCGCGGCGGGUGCUGGGGGCUGA
Monoraphidium neglectum is the source of this 837-nucleotide messenger RNA. RefSeq lists its product as hypothetical. The transcript is spliced from 5 exons. Gene Ontology annotation, biological process: regulation of synaptonemal complex assembly. Lineage: Eukaryota; Viridiplantae; Chlorophyta; Chlorophyceae; Sphaeropleales; Selenastraceae. Bases 1 to 837 code for a protein of 278 amino acids. The record is from RefSeq and is a predicted model, not a curated record.